This is a messenger RNA of Saccharomyces cerevisiae S288C, 888 nucleotides long. RefSeq names its product putative phosphomutase (gene PMU1). NCBI's taxonomy places the organism in Eukaryota, Fungi, Ascomycota, Saccharomycetes, Saccharomycetales, Saccharomycetaceae. The coding region runs from base 1 to 888 and encodes 295 amino acids. The transcript has a single exon. The record is from RefSeq and is marked reviewed. Gene Ontology annotation, cellular component: cytoplasm; nucleus.
AUGUCACUCAGAGCAGUCCCAGGAUAUUUUGCUGCAUAUCCAAGUGAGGGUUUUCAAGGAUUAGACUCCACGAAAUAUGAUCACUUAGAAUUGAUUAACCAUAAGAAUUGGAAGGAACUGUAUCAUGCUAUCCCUAGAAAUACCAAAAAUCGCCACUAUAAGCUGUUGAUUUUAGCUAGGCAUGGUCAAGGUUACCACAAUGCUGCCAUACUGAGGUACGGUAUGGAGAAAUGGGACGCCUAUUGGUCGUUGCUUUCGGGCGAUGAACAUGGAGAGUGGCUUGACUCUAAACUGACACCUCUGGGUAAAGAUCAAGUUAGAAGAACAGGAUCGAAUGUCUUGCUACCAAUGGCAAAGCAAUUAGGUAUGCUACCUCAUGUGUUUUUCAGUUCUCCAAUGAGAAGAUGUCUCGAAACAUUCAUUGAGUCGUGGACACCAGUGUUAGCGGAGACGCAAGAAUUACCGGCCGGAACUAAAAUUUCUACACGCAUUAUAGAAGGUCUAAGGGAGACGUUGGGCUCUCACACUUGUGACAAAAGAGUGGCUCACUCAAUGGCAGUUGACGAAUACCAGGAUUUCAGCACGGAAUCGGGCCACACUGUACAUUGGCAAUAUGUACCAGAUUACCCAGAAGAUGAUGAAUUGUGGCUUCCUGAUCAUAGAGAAACGUGUGCUGAAAUGGACAAACGUACACUGAAUGGAUUAUUUGAACUAUUUAAUCAAUUGUCAAGCGAAGAAAAAUUCAUCUCGCUUACUUGUCACUCAGGUGUCAUUCAAAGUGUCUUGAGAAACUUACAGCAUCCUCCAAUUUAUAACCUGGACACAGGUAAAGUCGUCGCUGUCGUCGUGGAAGUACCAGUCAACACGGCCGAUCGCGGCAGGCUCUGA